This is a messenger RNA of Budorcas taxicolor (takin), 402 nucleotides long. It is a transcript of the gene NHLH2, whose product is annotated as nescient helix-loop-helix 2. Gene Ontology annotation, biological process: regulation of transcription by RNA polymerase II. The transcript has a single exon. The record is from RefSeq and is a predicted model, not a curated record. The coding region runs from base 1 to 402 and encodes 133 amino acids. NCBI's taxonomy places the organism in Eukaryota, Metazoa, Chordata, Mammalia, Artiodactyla, Bovidae. Gene Ontology annotation, molecular function: protein dimerization activity; RNA polymerase II cis-regulatory region sequence-specific DNA binding; DNA-binding transcription factor activity, RNA polymerase II-specific.
AUGAUGCUGAGUCCGGACCAAGCCGCCGACUCGGACCACCCCAGCUCGGCGCACUCGGAUCCGGAGUCGCUGGGCGGCGCAGACGCCAAGGUGCUGGGCAGCGUGUCGGACCUGGAGCCGGUGGAGGAGGCCGACGGCAAGGGCGGCAGCCGGGCCGCGCUCUACCCGCACCCGCCGCAGCUGAGCCGCGAGGAGAAGCGCCGCCGCCGGCGCGCCACCGCCAAGUACCGCUCGGCCCACGCCACCCGCGAGCGCAUCCGCGUGGAGGCCUUCAACCUGGCCUUCGCCGAGCUCCGCAAACUGCUGCCCACGCUGCCCCCGGACAAGAAGCUGUCCAAGAUCGAGAUCCUGCGCCUGGCCAUCUGCUACAUCUCCUAUCUGAACCACGUCCUGGACGUCUAG